This is a messenger RNA of Beauveria bassiana ARSEF 2860, 1098 nucleotides long. Its product is annotated as acyl-CoA thioesterase II. Gene Ontology annotation, molecular function: fatty acyl-CoA hydrolase activity. The coding region runs from base 1 to 1098 and encodes 365 amino acids. The transcript is spliced from 2 exons. Lineage: Eukaryota; Fungi; Ascomycota; Sordariomycetes; Hypocreales; Cordycipitaceae. Gene Ontology annotation, biological process: fatty acid catabolic process; acyl-CoA metabolic process. The record is from RefSeq and is a predicted model, not a curated record. Gene Ontology annotation, cellular component: peroxisomal matrix.
AUGUCCGAUACAAAACCUCCGUGGGACGAGCGUACGACGCUGCUCCGGCCGCCGCCGCCGAACCCGCACAAGGCGCCGAUUGAAAACGUGCUCGAGGUAACGGAGCUGGCCGUCCUCGGACCUGACAUCUUCACCAAUGCGCGCGAGCCGUGGCACCCGCCCGGUGCGCGGGGCAUCUACGGCGGCUCCGUGAUUGCGCAGUGCCUCGCGUCUGCGCAAAAGACGGUGCCGGCCGAUUUCCUCGUCCACUCGUGCCACUGCUAUUUUCUCCUCGCCGGCUCCGGCACGACGCCGAUUCUGUUCCACGUGGAGCGCGUGCGCGACGGGCGGUCCUUUGCGACGCGCACGGUGCAGGCGCGGCAGCGCGGGCGCUGCAUCUUUACGACGACGAUUUCGUUUACGCGCGAGGGCAGCGCGGGCGCGGGCCAGGUGCACCACGCGGCGGCGCUACCCGGCGGCGUGACGGCGCCGCCGGACGACUGGGACGGCGAGCCAGAGUGGGAGAAGCACAGCCCCGUGCAGUCGCUGACGGUGCCGUGGAGCGACGUCGCCGAUAACGAUGAGUCGGUGCCGAUGGACCAGCGACGGCAUCUGCGGUGGUCGCGCAUGCGCGGCACCAUAUCCGACGAGGGCGGGCACCAGGCGCACCUCAACGCGCUGGCGUACAUGUCAGACAGCUGGUUCAUCGGCACCGUGUCGCGGCUGCACCGGCUGUGGCGCAUGCCCUUUGCGCCGGCCGACGUGCCGGAGCUGCCGGACACGGUGCGCACACAGGUCCAGGCCAUUCUCGAGAGCGACGGCUUUGGACGCGGCGGCGGCGGCGGCGGCGAUGACGACAAUGAGGUCGCAGAGUGGGAAAAGAGGCCGCGGUUGGGCAUGAUGGUGAGCCUGGACCACAGCAUCUACUUUCACGAGCCAAAGAGGGUGCGCGCCGACGAGUGGAUGCUGAGCGAGAUGCAGAGCCCGUGGAGCGGCGAUGGGCGAGGUUUUGUGGUGCAAAAGAUUUUUGGGCGUGACGGGACGCUGCUGGCGAGCUGCAUGCAAGAAGGUGUCGUGAGGCUGGACAAUAAGGGCAGGGAAAAGGGGGCCAAGAUGUAA